ACAGGUACCACAAGGAUAAAAUUAAAGCAAUUCCUCUCUUUUAGUAGUGCACUGCACACAAUGUACAUUUUGCAGGUAUUACAUAAAUCUGUCUUAUUACACAAUAUGAAAGUUGCAUGUCAUAUUGGUGUCAAUUCUCUAUGUAUUUUGCGAUUUUCUUGUUUGUGUCAGAGCCUUCUCAACAUUCACUAAUUCUCGAUGUGAGAACAAGGUGGAAUUCUCUUUUCUUAAUGCUGGAGAGAUUCCUCGAACAAAACCCUGCAAUACAAGCAGCCAGCUUUGCUCAACGCCUGAGAAAGAAUAUGGAGAGGGACAAGUAGAGAUAGAAAGAUGGAUGGAAUAUAAGAGAAAAAUUAGACAGCAGUGAACUGAAGUCGCAGCCACCAGUACAGAGACCUGUCAGUCUAUAAUAGAGAGGAGGAUAUCAGGUUCUUCUUGGAAGAAGCCACUGCCUUAGAUCCCUGCUUCAAGAAUAAGAUGGACAACAACACUGCAGUCUGGGAACGGAUCAAGGGGAAUAUUCUGGCAAACUCUGAGCAGUCAGCAGGAGCUCAUGACCAUGCAGAAGAGGUUGGUGUGACGCAGAGCGAGGGAAACCAGGAAGGUGUGGAGACUGAGAGUGAGGAGGAAGGGGAGAAUCAGCCUCAUCCUUUCAAACAAUCCAAAAAGUCUCCACUGGAGGAGCUUUUUGCUGAGGAGGAUGCCAUGAAGAGGACCUCACAGGAGAGGCUGAUGAUGUCCAUGGAAGAGCGUGCUGAAAAGGAGAUCCAGACAUACCAGGAAAUGCCACCAACCAUCACAUCAUGUGACCCUGCUGCCUGGUUCUGGACCAGAAACAAAAUUAUCCUUUACUGUCAUGUCUGGUCUUCUCAUAUUUAUGUGUCCAUUUUCCUCAACGCCUAGUGAACAUGUGCUCUCUACUGCAGGGAACACAAUCUGUGCGGAACAGGCACGCUUACUGCCUGAGAAGGCAGACAUGAUAAUCUUCCUCAACAAGAACUCUUGACUGAUUUGUCACAUGACUGCUCCAGGGUUUGAGUUUGUUUUAUUUUGUUUCACAUACAUCCACCUGGGCUGCAUCUCUUUGAUUUUUAGACUGCUGCCAGCUUGUCCCGAAAAUACCUAAACCAGUAGUUAUGUCUUCUUGUUUUAGUUUGUCCUCCUGUUAUUAACAUAAUGUGCAAAUAAAGUUAUUCGAAUGGUUCGAACCUGUUUUUUUAGAGCGAAUAUUUGAAUGUUAUU
This is a messenger RNA of Acanthopagrus latus (yellowfin seabream), 1242 nucleotides long. RefSeq lists its product as uncharacterized. Lineage: Eukaryota; Metazoa; Chordata; Actinopteri; Spariformes; Sparidae. The record is from RefSeq and is a predicted model, not a curated record. The coding region runs from base 478 to 903 and encodes 141 amino acids. The transcript is spliced from 4 exons.